Molecule: messenger RNA, 846 nt
Organism: Blepharisma stoltei
Lineage: Eukaryota; Ciliophora; Heterotrichea; Heterotrichida; Blepharismidae
Source: the annotation of a GenBank genome assembly
AUGGUUAGUGAGGGUGGAUUUGAUGCAAAUUAUUAUGUUGUCUUAAAAUCAGACCCGCUGUUUUACAACUGCCACGAGUACACCAUCAUAAAAAGUUUAUCAAAUGAUGGCUCAUACUCUGGCACUGCUUUAGAUGGAAUGAAAAUCCUGAAUUUAGCAUGCGGCCCUGCAACAGAGAUUCCACAUUUUCUAGAAAAAGGAGCUUCCCUAGUAGUUGGGCUUGAUGUAGAUGCAAAUAUGGUAAACAAUGCAAAAUACUACUUAAGCUCUAUAGGAAGUGACUCUAGUAAAUACAGCAUAUAUAAGGCUGAUUGUUUCUCUAUAGAUUCCAUUAGCCAAGCUCUCCCACUUGAUAUAUAUAGCGACUAUUUUGACGCAGUUGCAGAUUUUUGGCUAAUUUGCAAUGCAAGCUCUAUAACACAGCUAGAGUCUGGAUUUAAAGCAACAAAUAAAUUUUUGAAAAUUGGAGGAAUUUAUUCAUUUGUGACUGUAAAUCCUAAAGAAAUCCAAGAAUUUAGCAAAUUUCAGGAACUGAUGAGUGUUGAUUGGUACACAAAUUUAAAAAGGCUGUUUUAUGAUGGAGAAAUUGCUAAAAUUGAGUAUGCAUUUAUGGAUAUGAAAACAAGGCAAGAAAAAUUUGUUUUUAAUGCUACAGUUUGGACUCUUGAUGACGUAAAGAAUGCUUUGGAAAGAUGUGGGUUUGAAUUGGUUGGGGCGAAAGGAUAUGAAACUAAUCCAAAUUUUGAUUUUUCAAAUAAAUCUCAGCAAUCGAGAGAAUUGAUGACAGGAGAGUAUACUCCUGGAUUUUGCUUUAAGGCUAGAAAAAUAGCUAAUGCUGAAAAUUAA